Messenger RNA from Oppia nitens, 4163 nucleotides. RefSeq names its product unconventional myosin-VI-like (gene jar). NCBI's taxonomy places the organism in Eukaryota, Metazoa, Arthropoda, Arachnida, Sarcoptiformes, Oppiidae. Gene Ontology annotation, biological process: endocytosis; vesicle transport along actin filament; actin filament organization. Gene Ontology annotation, molecular function: microfilament motor activity; ATP binding; actin filament binding. Gene Ontology annotation, cellular component: cytoplasm; endocytic vesicle; myosin complex. Bases 301 to 4050 code for a protein of 1249 amino acids. The record is from RefSeq and is a predicted model, not a curated record. The transcript has 17 exons.
AAAAAAUACUUUAAACACAAUAACAAUAAGUUAUUAAAAUUUAAAUGUAAUACAAUAAUAGUAUGCAAUUGUGUGUCUCAAUGACAAACACUUUUAAUAUUAUUGUGUUUAUGUGAAUAUUGAGAUUCAAUAUUUUUCAGCAAUUAAUUUGUUUCAAUAAAAUUUUUAAAAUCUUAUACUUUCACGAUUUUUGUUGUAAUAUUUAAUUACAAAUAAAUUUACACAUCAUAGUCCAGAUAUUUUCUUGAAAGUCAUUUCCAUAUUUUUGUGUAAUACUUGAUCGUUAAGUGAAAGCAAGACAUGGAAUCUCAAAAAGUUUGGGUCAAUGAUGUAAAUGAGGGAUACGUUUUGGGAAACAUUGUCGACAUCGGACCCAAUGGUCCCACAGUUCAGACAUCUAAUAAUAAACAAAUUCAAGCCACAUAUGAUGGCGUAUUUCCCGCAGAAGAAGACGACAACAAAGAAGUCGAAGACAACUGUGCCCUUAUGUUUCUCAAUGAGGCAACACUUCUCAACAAUAUUCGCUUGAGAUAUAAAAAGGAUAAAAUAUAUACAUAUGUGGCUAAUAUCUUAAUAGCUGUAAAUCCAUACUUUGAAGUAAAGGAUUUAUAUUCAAGCAAUACAUUGAAGUCAUAUCAGGGAAAAUCAUUGGGAACUAUGUCUCCACACGUAUUUGCUAUCGCUGAUAAGGCAUUUCGUGAUAUGAGAGCCACAAAACAAAGUCAAUCUAUUGUUGUUAGCGGUGAGAGUGGCGCCGGAAAGACAGAGUCCACCAAAUAUGUGCUCCGAUACCUAUGCGAGUCGUGGGGGUCACAGUCCGGUCAGAUUGAACAACUCAUACUCGACGCAAAUCCCGUUUUGGAGGCCUUCGGUAACGCAAAGACAAUGAGAAACAAUAAUAGUUCGCGAUUUGGAAAAUUCAUUGAAAUUCAUUUCAACGCUAAACACACAGUAGUUGGUGGAUAUAUUUCGCAUUAUUUGUUGGAAAAAUCACGAAUAUGUGGUCAAAGUGUUUCUGAAAGGAAUUACCAUAUUUUCUACCAGCUUUGUGCUGGACUACCGGCGCCAGCAUUUGCUAAAUUAAAGUUGUCUUCACCCGACAAAUUUCAUUAUCUCAAUAGAGGUUGCACUCAAUUCUUUAGUGGCAAACAAUCGGACGGUCAGCUAAAUGCCGACCGAAAGUCAGCUCAACACCAAAACUAUGGUCCACUUAAGGACCCAAUUGUUGACGAUAUCAAAGACUUUAAAGCAAUGGAUAGUGCACUCAAUCAUUUCGGUGUCAGUGAUGUCCAACGUAUGGCUAUUUACCAAACAGUUGCCGCUGUCUUACAUCUGGGAAACAUUGUUUUCGAGGAAAGCAAUGAUGACUCUAAAGAUUCAAAUGCAUCCAAAUCUGGUGGUUGUCGAGUGGCUGCUCAGUCGCGGCCUUCAUUGGAAACGGUGGCCGAACUUAUUGGUGUGGAUUGCGAUCAAUUACAACAAAGUUUAUUGUCUCGAGUCAUGCAAACACCGGGAGGCGGUUCUAAAGGCACAAUAUAUAUGGUGCCAUUGAAAGUAUAUGAGGCCCAGAAUGCUAGGGAUGCGUUGGCCAAAGCUAUAUACUCCAAGAUAUUUGAUUUUAUUGUUAAAACCAUCAAUAAAUCGAUACCAUUUUCGACGUCUGCCCAUUAUAUCGGUGUCCUCGAUAUCGCCGGUUUUGAAUAUUUCGAGAACAAUAGUUUUGAACAAUUUUGUAUUAAUUACUGCAAUGAAAAAUUGCAGCAGUUUUUCAAUGAAAGAAUAUUAAAAGAGGAACAAACUCUUUAUGAAAGGGAAGGUUUGGGACUCAAGAAAAUUGAAUUUAUUGAUAAUCAGGAUUGUAUUGAUUUAUUGGAGGGCAAGAGCUCCGGUAUAUUUGACUUAUUAGAUGAAGAAUCAAAACUACCGAAGCCAUCAACCGUACACUUUACAGAAACGGUACAUAAAACUAAUGGAACUCAUUUCCGAUUAGCUGUUCCCAGAAAGUCAAAACUCAGGAGUCAUCGAGAGAUUCGCGACGACGAAGGUUUCCUUAUUAGACACUUUGCUGGUGCUGUAUGUUAUGAGACACAAGCAUUCAUAGACAAGAACAACGAUGCACUUCACGCUUCUCUCGAAGCACUGAUGGUUGAGGCCAACAAUCCUCUGCUAAAACAACUGUUUACUGUCGACGACAAAAACAGCAAAAAUGCAAACAAUAACUUUAGUCUUAUAAAUAAUAACUUCAGCUCUAAGACUAAAACGGCUAACAAAUUGGCGUUUGUGUCAGUCGGCGGCAAAUUUCGAUCGCAAUUAUUGGAACUGAUGUCCAAACUGAGAUCAACGGGAACUCAUUUUAUACGAUGUAUUAAACCAAAUCCAAAUAUGGUGGCCCAUCAAUUUGAAGGGACACAAAUAAUGUCACAAUUGCGGUGCUCGGGUAUGACAUCAGUCUUGGAACUCAUGCAAAUGGGUUACCCCUCGCGGGCAGCUUUUGCUGAUCUCUACGCUAUGUACUCCAAGUUUUUGCCGCCCGAAUUGGCCCGACUUGAUCCGAGACUUUUUUGUCGGGCUCUGUUUAAGGCACUCGGAUUAAAUGAAACGGAUUUCCGUUUUGGUGCGACUAAAAUAUUUUUCCGUCCCGGAAAGUUUGCAGAGUUUGACCAAAUCAUGAAAAGCGAUUCCGACCAUUUGGCACAACUCAUCGAAAAAGUCCAGAAAUGGCUUCUUCAGUCACGAUGGAAAAAGACUCAGUGGUGUUGUCUAUCAGUUAUCAAAUUAAAAAACAAAAUUCAAUAUCGAAGGCAACAAAUUAUAAUAAUUCAAAAAAAUAUUCGUAUGAUGAAUGCACUGAAUAAAUAUAGACCCAGAUACAAAGGACUCAUAAAAGUUAAACAAUUAAAAAGUCAUUUAUUGCAAAUCCAUGAGUUGUCUAAACAUUUGACAUCAAAUUCAGACAAAGAGAUGUUCGAUAAGUUGUUGAAAAAAGUGGACUCAGAUAUGAGUCAAUUGAUGAAUAAAUUGAGAAACGAUAAUAAAAUUAAUUCAAAAGAAAUUGAUCGAGAAAUCCAACAAAUGAAUGAAUCAAUUAAUGGGAAUAUAUCUCAAUUGAAAGGAAAGUUAGCCGAACAGGAAAGGCUAUUAAAGAUACAAAAACAGAUGGAAAUUGAAAGAAAACAAAGAGAAGAGGAAGAAAGGAAAGUCAAUGAAUUGGAAGAAAAUAAGAGAAAAAAGGCUGAAAUGGAAGAGAAAGCACGUCUUGAAGCUAUUGCUGUCGCGGAGAGAGAGGCCAAAGCAGCUAAAGAAGAACUGGAGAAACAAAUUAAGAAUCAAAGUCUUUUAGAGACAGAAUUGAAACGCAUUGAACAGGAAAAACGUGAUUAUGAAUUAGCUGCUCGAUUGGCUCAAGACUCUGAAUCAACUAUAAGUGAUGAUUGGCAGUCAUCACCGACAAUGCUUCCCAGAUCUGCAGCCGUUAUAGAACAAAGACAAUCGGCGGCCAACAAGAAAUAUAAAUUAGAGAAAUGGAAAUAUUCAGACCUGAGAGACACAAUCAACACUUCGUGUGAUAUCGAGCUUCUGGAGGCCUGUCGUGAAGAGUUUCAUCGACGGCUUAAAGUAUAUCACUCGUGGAAAUCGCGCGCCAAUAGAAAUAAGACAACAAAUGGUGAACAACAACAAAGAGCACCCAAUAGUAUACUCGACCACAACUCUAAUAUUAGUAUCAAAGGGAUUAAUGACGGUUCCCAACGGUAUUUUCGGCUACCGUUUAACAAACCAAAUACACCUAACGGUCAUAAGGGCUGGUGGUUCGCACACUUUGAUGGCCAAUGGAUUGCUCGCCAAAUGGAGAUUCAUCCCGAAAAGCAGCCCAUCUUAUUGAUAGCCGGACGGGACGACAUGCAAAUGUGUGAACUAAGCUUAGAGGAGACCCGACUGACCAGCAAAAGAGGGGCACAAAUACUAGAGCAAGAGUUUGAAAAUGAAUGGAUCAGAAAUGGUGGCAAACCAUACGUGAGGGGUCAAAAUGAUCACAAUUUAAUCCAAUUAUAAAUGCAUGCAUUCAUUCAUUUUGUACUAAUUAAAUGUUGACUAAAAAACACUUAACAAACAAUCAAGUCUUUUAGUUUUUAUUUUAAAGAAUAUUUUAAUAUUAGAUAAGAAAA